Molecule: messenger RNA, 812 nt
Organism: Nothoprocta perdicaria
Lineage: Eukaryota; Metazoa; Chordata; Aves; Tinamiformes; Tinamidae
Gene: TLCD3A
Product: family with sequence similarity 57 member A
Exons: 5
Coding region: 27-812 (261 amino acids)
Biological process (GO): lipid homeostasis
Cellular component (GO): membrane; endoplasmic reticulum
Source: RefSeq, a predicted model, not a curated record
GCGGCAGGAGGCAGCGCGGCGGGCCCAUGUGGCGCACGCUGCUCCUCGCCUCCGCCUUCUUCCCGGGGCUCUUCGCGCUGUGCGUGCGCGCGCUGCGCUGGGCCGCGCCGGCAUGGAGCCUCAAGGACCGGCUGCUGGUCAGCGGCAGGCUGGUGUCCAUGGUGCAAGCCACGAUGGCGACGGCAGCGGGAAUCACGGUUAUCCUCAACUGCAAGAACGUGGUGUAUGACCGGCACUGGCUGGCCGUGGAGUACGUGUGGGUGCUCGUGCCCUACAUGACCUACGACAUCUACGUCAUGUACCUCUGCCACUGGCACAAGAGCCGCGAGCGGGGCGCCGCGGAGCGCAAGCACUCGCUGGCCAGCGUGCGCAGCUUCCUGCUGCAGGAGCGCCUCAUGCUGACCCACCACCUCGUCAUCCUGCUGGUGCUCACGCCCGUCACGCAGCACUUCAGGGGCGAGCUGGGGGACUUCUUYGUGGGCUGCAUCUUCACGGCGGAGCUGAGCACUCCUUUCGUCUCCCUGGGCAAAAUCCUCAUGCAGCUCCAGAUGCAGGACACGCUCCUGCACAAGGUGAACGGCAUCCUCCUCCUGGUGACCUUCUUCCUCUGCCGCAUCCUCCUCUUCCCCUUCAUGUACGYGGCCUACGCCAGGCAGGUGGGCAUCCCCGUCUACAUGGUGCCCUUCCGCAUCCCGCUGCACUGCAACGUGGCCAACGCCUCCCUCAUCGCCCCGCAGCUCUACUGGUUCCGCCUCAUCUGCCGCAAAGCCGCCCGCCUCUACAGCGGCUCCGGCGCCCGCCGCGGCCGGUAG